UUUCAUUUGGCAGCAAACAAAUCUUCAAUUUUUAACUCACCCAACGACCAAACUAACACCUUAAAUAGCAGCCAAGAAAGAACCUUGCUCAUUCCCCAACCCUUCAUUUCUAGUCACGCAACAAAAUGAGGAGGAGCUCAACCUUUGUGUCCUCUUUCCCACUCCAUAUUCUUCUUCUAUCUUGUUUUCUUCUCACACUUAACCAAUCCUCUGCCAUGUGGAAAGAUAGGGAUGCUGAUUUGGUAGACCAGAUAUGCAAAAAGACACCCUUUUAUGACCUUUGCAGCUCAAUCCUACAUUCAAAUCCUCUAAGCCCCAAUACUGAUCCAAAGGGUAUGGCCCUUAUAAUGGUCAAUGACAUUCUGACAAAUGCUACUGACACAUUGAGUUACAUUGAACAGCUGAUAAAGCAGACCUCAGACCCACAAUUGGAGCAAGAAUUGGCUUUCUGUGCAGAAUCAUACAUCCCUGUUGUGAAAUACAUUCUCCCACAAGCAGCUGAUGCUAUAAGCCAAGGUCGAUUUGGGUUUGCAAGUUACUGCAUAUCUGAUGCUGAGAAGGAAGUGGAUGCUUGUAACAAGAAAUUCUCAGACUCAUCUCAGUCUCCCAUAAGUGAUAGAAAUAGCAUUAUGCAGAAGCUUGUGGAUGUGGCUGCAGCCAUAGUCAAAUUAUUGUUACAUGGCUGAUUAUUUACUUACCUUUCUUCUCUCUCUCUCUCUCUCUUUUCCCCUUAGUAGUGUCUUAUUCUUAUAAAAUAAAUAAAUGCUUUUAGAUGGUUUGAGUUUGUACAAAUAAUGAUUCUAUGUACUUUGUAGCAGCUGUUUAUAAAC
This is a messenger RNA of Gastrolobium bilobum, 830 nucleotides long. RefSeq names its product cell wall / vacuolar inhibitor of fructosidase 1-like. Bases 126 to 686 code for a protein of 186 amino acids. The record is from RefSeq and is a predicted model, not a curated record. The transcript has a single exon. Lineage: Eukaryota; Viridiplantae; Streptophyta; Magnoliopsida; Fabales; Fabaceae. Gene Ontology annotation, biological process: negative regulation of catalytic activity. Gene Ontology annotation, molecular function: enzyme inhibitor activity.